Molecule: messenger RNA, 498 nt
Organism: Anisakis simplex (herring worm)
Lineage: Eukaryota; Metazoa; Nematoda; Chromadorea; Rhabditida; Anisakidae
Source: the annotation of a GenBank genome assembly
AUGAUAAGAGAUCAGAAUGAGUUGGGGAAAUUUCUGAUCGAAUGCACAUCUCUUCCAUGUACAGGUGAUCGUUUUGCGGGUAUUAGUGGCGUUCCACAGUGUCCACGAACAACGCUGUUCUGUUUUGGAGCUACUGAGGACGAGAAUGCACAAUUUCCGAAAGCACUUCGCAAUUUUCCAACCGUCAGCGUUACGAGCCCAUUUCCGAUCAACGUUACUCGCUACAAGAUCAGCGAAGAAGAGAAGGCAAUAACGACAAUGUGCGAACAACGAUGUAAUUUGGGCAUUGAAGAGGAUAUACAAGAGCCGCAAUAUACUCUCAUAUCAUUGCGUACAACAAUUAUUUUGGCGAUCGUCUCACUUUUGAUUGGGGUUUGUUUUGCUGCCGGAAUUUGGUUCAUUCACAUACGAACACAAGGGAAGACGAAGCGACAUCUUCGUCGGGAAGAGUUGUCACGGAUACCGAUUGUAGCAGAGGCAGAUGCGCAUGCAGCAUGA